ACCGCUGUUGCCUUGUGAUGACACACGGCCAAACGAUACUCUUUCAGGAAAAGCUGACACGGGGAACAAUGAAUGCCACAUUCCUUCAGCUCACCAACGGAUCCUUCAACUCCACCGACCGCUGCCCCAGAGACACCCGGAUUACUCAUCUGGUCUUCCCUGCCCUUUACACCACCAUCUUCCUUGCCGGGAUGCUACUGAAUAGCCUGGCUUUAUGGGUUUUCUUUAAGAUUCCCAGCUCCUCCACAUUCAUAGUCUACCUUAAAAACACUUUGGUGGCCGAUUUGGUCAUGACUCUGAUGCUCCCUUUCAAAAUUCUCUCAGAUGCCAACCUUGGACCCUGGCAAAUCCGAGCCUUCGUGUGCCGUUACUCAGCAGUGAUCUUUUAUGAGACCAUGUACAUUGGCAUCAUCUUACUGGGACUCAUAGCUUUUGACCGCUUCCUGAAGAUCAUCCGACCCUUUGGGAAAUUCUGCGUGCAGAAGCCCAUUUUUGCCCAGAUCCUUUCCGUAGUGGUCUGGCUCUUCUUGUUCUUCCUUUCCUUGCCGAACAUGAUCUUAUCUAACAAGGAAGCCACACCACAAUCGGUAAAGAAGUGUGCUUCCCUCAAGGGUCCCUGGGGCCUCAUAUGGCACGAAGCGGUCACUUACGUGUGUCAAUUUAUUUUCUGGACUGUUUUUUCUCUGAUGUUUCUGUUUUAUGUGGUGAUUGCCAAGAAGGUGUAUGAGUCUUUCCGAAAAUCCCAGAGUAAAGCUGCCAAAGGCAACAAAUAUCUAGAAAGCAAAGUCUUCGUCGUCGUGGUCGUGUUCUUCGUGUGCUUCGCCCCUUUUCAUUUCGCCAGGAUCCCCUAUACUAAGAGCCAGACCAACAACAGCAAGACCGACUGUGCCAGGCAGAACCAGCUGUUCUGGGCUAAGGAAGCCACCCUCUUCUUGGCCGCAACCAACAUUUGCAUGGAUCCCCUAAUAUACAUAUUCUUAUGUAGAAAAUUCACAGAAAAGCUGCCCUGUGUGAGGAAAAUUGGAAGGACAAGCCAAGAAAAUCACAGCACUCAAACUGAUAACAUAACUUUAAGUUGACAUUUUGUGAGUAACCCCCAUUGAGUAUAUGGGCUCAGAGGAGAUGUUAUGCCGUAGUUCUGCCUAGGGUGGUUGGGACAAAAGAAUUUAAGCAGUUAAAUAAAGUGCUGGAGCCGGAGAA
Gracilinanus agilis (Agile Gracile Mouse Opossum) is the source of this 1200-nucleotide messenger RNA. It is a transcript of the gene P2RY13, whose product is annotated as purinergic receptor P2Y13. The record is from RefSeq and is a predicted model, not a curated record. Lineage: Eukaryota; Metazoa; Chordata; Mammalia; Didelphimorphia; Didelphidae. Gene Ontology annotation, biological process: negative regulation of adenylate cyclase activity; G protein-coupled receptor signaling pathway. The coding region runs from base 18 to 1079 and encodes 353 amino acids. Gene Ontology annotation, molecular function: G protein-coupled purinergic nucleotide receptor activity. Gene Ontology annotation, cellular component: membrane. The transcript has 2 exons.